AGCUCGGUAUCGCUGUUCGGCAUCGUUCAGUGCACAUUCAACGGUCAUGGGAUGAACAUCGGAUAUCGUGUAUACGCGUUAUCUCUGGCGCCCCCUCUCUCUCUCACACACACGCUCUCUUUUUGCCACUCUCUCGCAGACCAAGAUCUAGGCGUCCAAAACAGUCUUACGCGCGCCCAGUAAAUUAACAACAACAACAACAAACAACAAACAACAACAACAACAAUCAAAACAACGGCAAAUAAACAAAUACAAAUACCACGAGUUCUGAGUACUUACGAAUUAAUUUUCAAUUGUUGGUUUGUCUUAGCCGUCGCCUAAUUGCUGAAAAUGUGGCUCACCGAUUGCCGCACGAUGACACGCUACAAACAGACCGAAUUCACGGAAGAUGAUUCAAGUUCAAUUGGAGGCAUACAGCUGAACGAGGCGACGGGACACACGGGCAUGCAGAUACGCUAUCAUACGGCUCGGGCUACAUGGAACUGGCGUUCACGGAAUAAAACCGAAAAAUGGCUGCUGAUUACCACAUUUGUUAUGGCUAUCGUCAUCUUAACGCUACUCAUCAUGAUAUUUUGCAACAGCUCCGAUAACACCAAUCAUGUGGUACACGUCCAGCCGCAUAAGAAGGAUUGUGUGGAGGCCGAUGAGUUGCCCUGCCUAAAUGAGCACUGCAUUUUUGCAUCAAGUGAGAUUCUCAAGUCCAUUGAUGCCAGUAUCGAUCCUUGCGAUGAUUUCUACGGUUAUGCAUGCAAUCAAUGGAUCAAAAACAAUCCCAUACCGGAGGGCAAAUCCACUUGGGGUACAUUUGGAAAACUGGAGCAGAUGAACCAGCUAAUUAUACGCAACGUUCUGGAGAAGCCAGCCAAAACCUUUAAGUCGGAUGCGGAACGCAAGGCGAAAGUCUACUAUGAGUCGUGCCUGGAUGUGGAUGAGCACAUGGAGAAACUGGGUGCCCAGCCAAUGAACGAUUUGCUUAAGCAGAUUGGAGGCUGGAAUGUGACGCAGAGCGGCUUCAAUGUGACCAAAUGGAAGCUGGGCAACACACUCAAAAUACUGCACAACAAAUACAAUUUCAACUGUUUGUUCGGCUGGGCCAUUGGCGAGGACGACAAGAACUCCACGCGCCAUGUCAUACAGAUUGACCAGGGCGGCCUGACGCUGCCCACCGCUGACUACUAUAACAACAAGACGGACAUUCACCGCAAGGUGCUCAGCGAGUAUAUCGAGUACAUGACCAAGGUAUGCGUGCUGCUCGGCGCCAAUGAGACCACUGCUCGCCUCCAAAUGGAGGCGGUCAUCAACUUUGAGAAGAAGAUAGCCAACAUCACCAUACCGAUGGAGGAUCGACGCAAUGAGGAGGCCAUGUACCAUCCGAUGAAGCUCAAGGAUCUGAUCAAGCUGGCACCGUUCCUCAACUGGACCGAUCAUUUUGACAAUGCCAUGCAAAUGGUCAAAAGGCGUGUUACUGACGAAGAGAUCGUUGUCGUCUAUGCACCCGACUUCCUGAAGAAUCUGUCCAACAUCAUUAUGAGCAUGCAGAAAACAGAUGCUGGCAAAAUAACGCUGAACAACUAUCUGGUUUGGCAGGCGGUGCGCACGCUGACCAGCUGCUUGUCCAAGCCCUUCCGGGAUGCCUAUAAGGGCGUGCGCAAGGCGCUGAUGGGCUCCGAUGGCGGAGAGGAGGUGUGGCGGUACUGUGUCUCCGAUACAAACAAUGUGAUUGGGUUUGCAGUGGGCGCCAUAUUUGUACGCCAGGCAUUCCAUGGCGUCUCCAAGCCAGCGGCGGAGCAAAUGAUCGGCGAGAUACGCGAGGCCUUUAAACUGAAUUUACAGAAUCUCAGCUGGGUAGACAAGCAGACGCGUGAGCGAGCCAUUGAGAAGGCCAACGAGAUCUCAGAUAUGAUUGGCUUCCCCGACUAUAUACUCGAUCCCGUGCAGCUGGACAAGAAAUAUGCCGAGCUAAAUAUAACCGCAAACGCGUACUUCGAGAACAACAUUCAGGUGGGCAUCUACAAUCUGAAGAGCAAUCUGAAGCGUCUCGAUCAGCCGGUGAACAAGACCAAUUGGGGCAUGACGCCUCAAACUGUGAAUGCGUACUAUACGCCCACCAAAAACCAGAUAGUCUUUCCCGCUGGCAUUCUACAGACGCCUUUCUUUGACAUCAACAAUCCCAAGAGCCUUAACUUUGGCGCCAUGGGCGUGGUCAUGGGCCACGAGCUGACGCACGCUUUCGAUGAUCAGGGGCGUGAAUACGACAAGUUUGGCAAUAUUAAUCACUGGUGGGAUGCCAAGAGCAUCGAUCGCUUCAACAAGAAGGCCGAGUGUAUAUCCACCCAGUACGGCGGUUACAAGCUCAACGGACGCAACCUGAAUGGCAAGCAGACUCUGGGCGAGAAUAUAGCAGACAAUGGCGGCUUGAAGGCGGCCUAUCAUGCCUAUCUGCGCACCAAGCUUGACAAGGAUGCGGAUAUCCUUAAGCUGCCUGGCCUAAAUUUGACGCAUCCGCAGCUCUUCUUCGUUUCUUUUGCACAGGUCUGGUGCUCCAGCACCACAGACGAGACAAAUUUGCUGCAAAUGGAGAAGGAUCCGCAUUCGCCAUCGCAGUUCCGUGUCAUCGGCACGCUGUCCAAUAUGAACGAGUUUGCCGAAGUAUUCCAGUGCAAGCCCGACACACGCAUGAAUCCGACCAAUAAAUGCGAAGUCUGGUAAAAAUUAUAAUAACCAAUACAGAUCUCAUAACCUCUGCGAAAUACCAAAUAUAACGAAUUCUUUUACCAAAUAAUUUAUCAAAUCGACGCACAAAAACAAAACCAAAACCAAAACCAAAUGAAAAACAAAAAAACAAAAACAACAACAACUAUUACUCGCGAAAAAAGUGCUAUAGACAAUGCGUAUUCGUUUGAUUGUCUAGAUAGCUUAUAGAGCUGUUCGUUUCAAAUGUGUGCUAAAUGUUUUUGUUGUUGCUAAUCUAGAUAUAUACAUCAUAAAUAUAUAUAUACGCUUGCAGAUUGAUAUAAAUCUAUGGGAAUACCAUAAAUUACAAGUCUGUCCAAUAUUUACGCAUACUUUUGUGUACCUCGCCCUCAUCAUUGAGUGGCUAUUUUCGAUACUAAGGAAUGUUUCAGCUAUCUGUCGAUGAUCAGUUUUGUUUUCCUAUCCACCGAAAUCAAUUACUUCAGUGAGUGGUAAAGCAUUUACACACACAUUCACUUAUCAUAUAAACUCAGCUAUAGAUUAAAUGCACAACUAACGAUAGAUAUAAUUACUUAAGUAAUUGUAACUGACGCGUGUCAAUAAUUAAAUAUUUAUCUUUGAAAAGUAGCAACAACAUUUUCUCGACUAACUACAAACUACAGCAACUUUACAGCUAUGAAUACGUUAGUAAUUGUAAUCGUAAUCUUUCAGUAAUUGUUGUUAGGAAUCUGUAUACAUUUGCAAUCUUUCAAUUAUUAACGAAACUGUUAUAAGAAAUUUAUCUACAAAUUGGAACAGCAAAGUUCCAAUCUCUCGCUAAUAUCAUCUCGCAUUUACAAAUUGCUCACACAGGAAAAGCUCAACUAAGAAAGUCUAUUAUAUUCUAUCAAAGUGUUUGAUUAUUAUAAUAGUCUAGAUGAAUUUGAAUCACUUUUUGCUAUUCCAAAGAUUUGUCAAAUCACAUUUUGCAAGCUUAUAUAAACUGUUUCGGCAGGCCGAAAUUUAUUUCAAUUGUAUUUAUUUACUACAAAAAAAAAAAACAAAACUAAAAAAAAAAACGUCAGUCAUUGUGCCUAUGGAAAAGUGAAAAACUAUCUGACGAUAAACCUAUUGCAUACUUUUGGUUAACGGGCAUUGAUCGACUUUAAGCCGCGCCUGUACCAAAGCCGAGACUUAAACAACAGCAAAAACAACAACAAAAAAACAAUUUUGAAAAUUGCGAACUACGAAAGUGAACGCAUUACACGAAUUAAAUAAAGAUAAAAAACUUC
This is a messenger RNA of Drosophila montana, 3965 nucleotides long. RefSeq names its product Neprilysin 3 (gene Nep3). The record is from RefSeq and is a predicted model, not a curated record. Lineage: Eukaryota; Metazoa; Arthropoda; Insecta; Diptera; Drosophilidae. Gene Ontology annotation, biological process: proteolysis. The coding region runs from base 331 to 2709 and encodes 792 amino acids. Gene Ontology annotation, molecular function: metalloendopeptidase activity. The transcript has 9 exons. Gene Ontology annotation, cellular component: plasma membrane.